AUGGAGCAUGCAAUGAAGGCUGAUGAUGGCAAUGCCGACUCUGAGAUCAGUCUAGAGCAGGAGGGGAGAAAGAAGGGAGCAACGAACAAUCAAGCAGCAAAGGACCUGUCACCGGGGGGCGAGGACAACUUCCCAAAUGAAAUUCAAGCUGCCGAUGCUCCACAGACCGAUGAAGCAGAACAAGAAGCGUCCAACAACUUAUCUGAAAGUAUUGACAGUGCUAGAUCAGGCAGAAUUGGCGUGCGGCAGACACCAGCUCGCAAGAAAGUCCCGGGAACGACCGGAACGAAGAAACACAAGGCGAGCAAAACUGAGUCCAAGAAGCAAGUGUCCAAAGCUCGAUUCUUUCCAGACAUCAAGUCUUCAACCAGCUUAUCUGAUCAGAGAGAUAGCGUGCGCUCCAUCGCAAGACAAAUCGGAGCGAUGACAAAUGCGAGAGCGAAGGAGCUUGCACAAAUACAGACAACGCUUGGCAAUUUUCAAGACCCCAAGAUUCGACGAGCUGAGAAUGUGCUUUUUGAAGCCAUAGAAAAACGGGCCACACGGAUAGAUAAGCUUUGCAGCAAGAUGGAAGAGAUGCAAGAAGUCUUCAAUAGACCUAGAUCGAAGGGCAAGACUGUCGACCUAGACUUGCUGCACUACGAGGAAUCUCUCAUCAUCAAUCAGAUCAAGGACAUAUCGAAAGAACUCACUGGAAUUCUUCCUUUGGCUUCAGCGCUUGCAGAAAUGAACAAACAGAUCAGCGAUGGGACUGCAAGAGAAUUCAAUCCUGAUUUAAAAAAAACGUUAAUCCAGGGUUUAAAGCGUUACAAACUGAACUCAGUCUUAAGUGUGCUCCAAUCGGUGAUUGAUUUCUUCCAAUUGCGUGAUGCUGACUACGAUUUCCAGUCAAGAAUCAUUUCAGGUCCGCGAAAUACGCAAGGCAAGAAAGGCUUUCAAACAUUCCGAAGCCAUCACACGCCUGAGGUGAUGAUGAUUUCCUCGAACCCUGAUUCCAAUGCUCACCUCGGAGAUUGGUCGAGCUCCCCGAUCGCUUUCAAUAGUCAAGAUGAGACUGAUCACACAAGUUUUGUAAAACAAAAUCUAGCCCGAGAGCGCUCAAAGAAGCAGAAGACAGACCGUGAGGAAAUGAGCGCAAGGCUUCCAAAUUCACAGUAUAUCAGCUCGUCCUCCGUUCCCAAUCCGCCCUCCAAAAGCGCAGAAUCUACGCGGAUCAAUGCUAUGAAAGUCAAAUAUGCAUGUCUGCUGCAAGGAUAUGCAAGGAAACUGAUUGUACGUCUGACAAAUGCAAGAGAUGUCGUGGAAAGGGUGAAUUUUACCAGAAGGAAAGUGCAACUCACCGAGGAUCAAGCUGCCGCAAAAAUUCAGAACUGGCUGAGGGGAAUUCUACUUAGAACCUUCCGGAUUCCGAUUGUACAUGACAAGUCGACCUUGCUUAGCCUUCUUACAAAUGCCUUGUUCGACAAACAAAGAUUGAGUACAAAUAGCGACGAUGAUGAGCAAAACGCAGCAUUGGCCAAAGCAAAUCUGGCGUACACAAUUUCUACCAUUGAAGCCGAGAAUGAAAGGAGCGCCGAAAUGCUACAGAGGAUCGAGACCCUGAGAGAAACGACGCAAGGAAACUUGGCAGCCCCUGCUACAAAAAAACAAGAAAUUGCAACAGCAAGACCAAAAGAGGUGGAGGGAGGGACCUCGAGAGAGCUGGAAUUUUGGUCAUCACACCUCAAGCCGAAACGUAUCGAUCCUGAACUAUCGCCAGAUGUCAACACGUUCAACGACAUCAGUCUACAAGAGGUCAAUCUGACUAGACAUGCGACACGUUGCCGACAAAAAAUAGACGAGAACGUAAAGAAGAAAUACUUCACAUACGAUGGAGCUGCAGCAAAAAUCCAGUCCAUGUUCCGAGGGCAUAUUGUGAGAAAAAAUAUUCUUCCAAAGAGACGAGUUGAGAGGGAGAGGCAAACUCAAAAAAGAGAAACAACCACAGCCGGGAACGACAAGGCAAAGGCUGAAGUAGCAGCGAAGGCGAAGCCGCAGGCAGAGGCAGGGAAGGGGUCCGCCGGAGCCGCGAAGGACAUCACGGACGAGGAGAAGGCAGCAGUCAAGAUCCAGAGCCGGGUAAGGGGAUAUCAGACGAGGAGACAGCCAGGGCAGGUCGCCAAGCAGGGAGCCGGAGCCGGGGCUGCAGCCGGAGCGGGGACCAGCCAGAAGGUGGUAGGCGGAGCCGAAAAGGCGAAGCCGCAGGCAGAGGCAGGGAAGGGGUCCGCCGGAGCUGCGAAGGACAUCACGGACGAGGAGAAGGCAGCAGUCAAGAUCCAGAGCCGGGUAAGGGGAUAUCAGACGAGGAGACAGCCAGGGCAGGUCGCCAAGCAGGGAGCCGGAGCCGGGGCUGCAGCCGGAGCGGGGACCAGCCAGAAGGUGGUAGGCGGAGCCGAAAAGGCGAAGCCGCAGGCAGAGGCAGGGAAGGGGGCCGCCGGAGCCGCGAAGGACAUCACGGACGAGGAGAAGGCAGCAGUCAAGAUCCAGAGCCGGGUAAGGGGAUAUCAGACGAGGAGACAGCCAGGGCAGGUCGCCAAGCAGGGAGCCGGAGCCGGGGCUGCAGCCGGAGCGGGGACCAGCCAGAAGGUGGUAGGCGGAGCCGAAAAGGCAAAGCCGCAGGCAGAGGCCGGGAAGGACAAAGCAAAGGCUGAAGCAGCAGCGAAGGCGAAGCCGCAGGCAGAGGCAGGGAAGGGGGCCGCCGGAGCCGCGAAGGACAUCACGGACGAGGAGAAGGCAGCAGUCAAGAUCCAGAGCCGGGUAAGGGGAUAUCAGACGAGGCAGAAGGAUGUGAAUGUUCGAAUGUUGGACAAGAGUGAAAGUGUUGAUGUGAACUCUUCGGUUGAGGAAAGGAAGGAGAUCGAGACCUCAAAACCUCCUUCAAGACGAUCGGACAGGCUCGCAACCCCGAUGGAUGACUGGAACUUCAAAUUUUCUCUGCAAUUGAUGAAGGAGUUUGUCUUCUUGGUGGAGAGGGUAAGGGAGUACCAAGUGGAAAGCAUUUGUGAGCUCUUUGGAGGGCGCAGCGACAGCACACCAUCGGAACUGGUGAGCUGCCUCCUGGCCGAAAAGUCUACGGAGGAGAAAGGGAGCUCUAGUCGUGUCAACUCGACUCCUCCAUCUUCGUCCAGUCAAAGGCAUCAGAACGUGGCAGACACGGACACAUGGAGCAAGGUGAUUGAAAUGCUCAAGGCAAUAAACUCCAGAAUCUCCAGCGCCAUCGAAAAAUUCCUUGGGACUGCAGAGGAAGACGGAGGGCGAUCGAAGAGACUGCUGGAUGAAGUCAGAGAGAGUCUGAAAGCGCUGGACUCCUGCAAACCUGUGGAGAUCAGUCUGCUGCUUCAUCUUCUGCGCAAAGUGGAUGAGAGGCAGCCGACGGAAGUUGAGGAGUCGACGGUCAAGAGCGUCGGCCAGUCGUCGAGCAGACGAGGAAAAGUCGUUGACGACGACACGAUUGACGAUACUAUAGCGAAGAUCACGCAGCUGCUGGAGAAUUCGAUGAACCAAGUGAUGGAGGCGAAGGAGAAGGCUGUGAUGGACGCUGUCAGGAUCAACGAGGAACUGAAGCAGAAGCUGGAGGAGAUCGACCAAGAUCGAUCGCUCAGAGACCAGGAGGAGAAGGCUACUAUCCUUGCCACUGAGGACAUCGUUCAAUCUGGCAAGAACAUGGCAUCGAUCAUGAGGACAGAGGCGUCGCAGAUGUUCCAGAAGGCGAAACUGGAUCUUGAGCGCAACCGAGCCUUCUGGGAGAACGAGAUCGCGAAGGCGACGAAGCAGUGCACUGAGGAGAAGGAGAGGAUUGACAAAGAGAUGAAGGAGAGCAUUCGACUUGCAAGAAAAAACGAACAAGAUGCCGAAGCGAAGAUGAAGCAUGCGAAGAGAAAGUUGGCAAUCGCUCGAGACGAGCACGAGAAGCUGAUGGAAGCUGAAAGCGCACAAUUGCAGAACCUCCUGGCAGAAGCAGAUCAGCUGGGCAGCGUCGAGACUCCUGACUCGCAAGAGAAAGCCGAGAAGCUCAGACUGAGGGCGACUACCAUGCAGCUCGACCUGAAGAAGAAGGCGAUGCAGUUCAACCACGAGAACGAGGCAAGUCGGCAGCAACCUGGCGAGAUCGAGAUCUCGAUGUCCCUCGCAAAGUUGGCGUCCGAGGCAAGAGAGGAGAUUGACAAGAUCAAAAAGCAGGCAGAGGCAAAGAUCGCGGUCGAGGAGCAGAAGCUCAAGAUCAAGAGGCACGAGAAGAAGAUGCAUCGAACUCGAGCCAACGAGAAGAUCAUUAUGAAGGCAUUGGAGAUCGAGCAGCAAGUGAUGCAGGAAGCAAAGUCUGCCAAGCAGCAGGCGGAGCUAUCCAGAGAGAUUCAGGAAGAGACAGACUCUCGUGCGAGGGAGGCUCUGGUCGCUGAGGCCCGGCAGAAGCUGAACGAGCUGUCGGUGGCGGAGAGGAAAGUGCAGGAGGAGUACAUCAAUUUGAAGACUGUGCUGAAGCAUUGUCAAGAAUGCAAGGCAUGGAGAAAGAUCAGCUCCAAGGAUGGAAGAAUUUAUUGGUGGAAUAAGCGGACGAAUGAAACCACGUGGAAGAUCCCCAAGUCCGUCAGGGUCUUCGUGAAGGCUCAGGAGUUUCUCGAAGACCCGCAGCAGGCAAUCAAGUUAGACUAG
Molecule: messenger RNA, 4689 nt
Organism: Guillardia theta CCMP2712
Lineage: Eukaryota; Cryptophyceae; Pyrenomonadales; Geminigeraceae
Exons: 26
Coding region: 1-4689 (1562 amino acids)
Biological process (GO): establishment of meiotic spindle localization; spindle organization; mitotic cell cycle
Cellular component (GO): spindle pole
Molecular function (GO): protein binding
Source: RefSeq, a predicted model, not a curated record